Helobdella robusta is the source of this 1114-nucleotide messenger RNA. RefSeq lists its product as hypothetical. Bases 81 to 704 code for a protein of 207 amino acids. Gene Ontology annotation, biological process: protein peptidyl-prolyl isomerization. The transcript is spliced from 5 exons. NCBI's taxonomy places the organism in Eukaryota, Metazoa, Annelida, Clitellata, Rhynchobdellida, Glossiphoniidae. The record is from RefSeq and is a predicted model, not a curated record. Gene Ontology annotation, cellular component: intracellular membrane-bounded organelle. Gene Ontology annotation, molecular function: peptidyl-prolyl cis-trans isomerase activity.
AUGUUUGUUUCAAUGUUUGAUUUUAUCAAUUUCUGGUUUUCAACAUAUUAGCAUUUAUUUGAGAUUAAAAGAGUUUGAUUAUGAUGAUGAACAAAAUUGUUUUAAUUUCCCUCUUCUUACCAACGGCAUUUCAAUUGACAUGGGCAAGUUGCAAUAAUUCCCUGAUAACUCAGAAAGCGUAUUUUGAUGUUGCCAUUGGCAAUGAAUACUGGGGCAGGAUAGUGGUUGGCUUGCUUGGAGAUACGACCCCCAUCACAGUUCUCAACUUUGCAACUUUUGCCAGCAACCAUAACAACAAAGGCUACAGCGGAACAAUAUUUAACAGAGUUUAUACAAAUAUGGCCAUUCAAGGUGGCGACAUUCUGUUCAACAAUGGGUCGGGAUCAACCAGCAUCUUCAACGGAGGCGAAGAUUUCCCCGAUGAAAAUUUUUAUUUCUCAAACGACAGAGGUUUCAUCGGAAUGGCCAAUCGAGGUGCAAACACAAAUGGAUGUCAGUUCUUCAUAAACUUGGCACAGAACACCUUCCUCAACAACAUAUACGUCGUCUUCGGCAAGGUCCUCUCUGGUCUCGACGUCGUGGACAAAAUUGCGAGCCUGCCGUUGGACGACAAGGGUGUGCCGUUGGUGCCGGCCACAAUAGUUGGCUCUGGAACCUUCCAUCCGAAGGAACCAUUCCCAGUUCCUAUCGGGACAUAUUUUUGAAGAAAUAAAUUACAAUUUAUUUUAUCUAGUACACUUUUAAAAUUGAAAUUAAUUAAAUAGACUUUAUUUUGUACAAAAUUUCUCAUUUAAAAAUAAAAAUGUGUUUCUUAUUGAAAUAUGUAUAUUUUAAAAACAAAAAUAAAUAUUUAUAAUGAAAUGGUACAUUAUACUGCAAUAAAAUACAGUUUUUUCCUUACUCUUCUUAAUGCAGUCCUGUCAAACGCAGUGCUGCUUCCAUGUUACGUUAUUCUAUACUUAUAUAAAAAUCGAUCAUAUAUAACAAAUUGUAUCGUUAAUUAGUUUCACAAUAUUCUUUAAACUAUUCAACUGUGCUUAGCAUCAAAAGGCAUGAUUUAAUUUGAGUAAAUUAAAUUUUAGUGUAGUUUCAAAAUGUACAAAACUUCCAAACG